CAAAGGGACGCCAAGGGUAAGAGCAUGAGUGGCUUGGCGAACGUGGUGUGGACGGAGACGAGUGUGUGGGCCCUGUGCCAGCCCAGUGAACGCCAAACGAGCACACAACAAGCGAAGUGGGGUGAAAAAAUAAAUUAUCGCCCAUAGUUUAAUAGUAGUAUCAGUAACCCCUGACCGGCGGAUUUCUCGAUGUCAAAAUGAACCUAAUAUUUUACCUAUAAAUACCUAACACACUCUCAUCGUCUCCUCCGCCGAUUAUUCUCGAAUUCUUGUUAUCAGAUCAGAUCAUAUCAGAUCUAUCCAUGGCAGCCUUCACCGGAUCAUCCACCCUACCUUCAUGCCAAUGCCUGGCACCAACAAGGGUCUCUGGCCUGAAGAUGGUUUCUUUCUCCAAUAUGGGAAGAACCAAUCUCCCAUUGUCAUUCCGCCGCCUUCAAAUUUCAUGUGCUGCCAAACCAGAGACAGUAGACAAGGUUUGCAACAUAGUGAGAAAACAACUGGCUCUAAAAGAAGAUAUGUCAGUUUCUGGUGAAUCAAAGUUUGCUGCACUGGGAGCUGAUUCACUUGACACGGUCGAGAUUGUGAUGGGGCUUGAGGAAGAGUUUGGUAUCACCGUUGAAGAAGAGAGUGCCCAGAAUAUUGCGACGGUUCAAGAUGCUGCAGAUCUUAUCGAGAAGAUUCUUGAGAAAGACAGUGCGUAAUCAGUGAGGUUCUGGUAUACUUUUUCUUGUUUUUGUUGAUUUCAACUGUUCCUGGUGUUUGUUGGUGUAUCAUGGAGUAUUGUUAGUUGUUUUUCAGUUCUUAGUUGGUAUGCUGGUGACAGGAUUAGAGUGGUAUUUUUAAUGAAUUUGCUUGCUACAAUAAAUAAACUAUUACUAUAUCAAAGUCUCUUGGUUAA
This is a messenger RNA of Helianthus annuus (common sunflower), 898 nucleotides long. Its product is annotated as acyl carrier protein 1, chloroplastic. Lineage: Eukaryota; Viridiplantae; Streptophyta; Magnoliopsida; Asterales; Asteraceae. The record is from RefSeq and is a predicted model, not a curated record. The coding region runs from base 303 to 701 and encodes 132 amino acids. Gene Ontology annotation, biological process: fatty acid biosynthetic process. The transcript is spliced from 4 exons. Gene Ontology annotation, molecular function: acyl carrier activity.